UGAUCUGAAGAUUCAAGCAGUUGGCAGUGAACACCCUAUAAUUGCAACUGCGUACAUGAACCUAGGCACUCUGUAUUUAUACAGGAAGAAUUAUGCCGUGGUUCAGGAGUAUACCGAGAAAGCUCUUCACAUAUACAAGAUCAACCAGUAUCAUGAAGAUCAUCGGUCAAGCUGGUUUUGUAAGGAAAAUAUGGCAAAUUGCCUGCUGAAACAGAACAAGAUCAAAGAAGCUGAACCGUACUUCUGGGAUGUCUUUGAUAUCCAAACAAGGCUUGGCUUCCUGGCUGACUGUUUACCAUACGUUCACCACACAAUAUCUGAACACUACAUCGAUAGCGGGGAGUAUGACAAGGCUGACCGUAUCCUCACAGCUCUAUCCAUGUGUAAGGAAAAGAGGAGAGCUAAAACAUUUCUCUUGCUAGACAAACUUGAUCAGCAGCAACCAAGGUCAGAUGUUAACCCCCGUCCAAGGGAGCAAACUCUGGAAUAUGGAAUGGAAUUGUUCCCUGACAAUGAUAGCCUGUUUGAGCACAAAGUGAGGGUGCACCAUGUUGCCCGGGGGGAUCUGACUGGGCUGGAGGAAUUGCUCACUGCUAGGGAUGCUGAUGCAGACACAUACGAUGAUGUUGUGUACUGGUGUGUGGAGGAUGACAAGCCUGGCAUUGCUGGAGAGGUUAUAGACAGAGCUCUCCAGAAGUUCCCAGGCAACCAGAUGCUGAUAGGAAGGUCGGUGUGUGUGUGGUACAGUGCAAAACAGUUCCAGAAGGCCUUGACCUUGGUGAAACAACUGGAUCGUGAAGGUGUCCACAGUGAUGAAGUUCUAUUAGACUGUGCCCAGACAUUGCAUCAAUGCAGUGAAAAUGAGGAGGCUUAUCAAUGGCUGAAUAAGCUGCUGACUAGUACUGAUGCCUUAUCUGAUGAAAUGAAACAAGAGGUGGAUGUACUCAAGGAGAAGUUGGAUGCUGAAGCAAAGCUACAAUGAAUACAAAGAUACUUGGAUGAGGGCCACCAAAAUACUGAUACUACUGCCAGAUAUGUUCUACUGACUGACAUUAGUGACAUCUCAAACUUUCAUACCAGUUACCACAUCACACCUCCUUUAAUAUAUAUAUAAUGUCAAACCUCACUACUGUUUGUACAUUUAUAUAUUCAUGUGUAAUUCAAUCAUUGUCAAUAGAACAUACAUGUAUUUGCAAUGCAUUCUGAGUUUACCCUAUCAUUACCCCUUCAUUGCUUUGACCCUGGAUCAGGGUGCUGCUGCACAAAACGGGUUGUAGUCAAAAUGGCCAAAGGACAAAAGGGUCAAAACUGAAAAAGUCAAAAGGGUCAAAGAAAAGUCAAAAGGGCCAUAGAUCAAAGUCAAAUAAGAACAUACAAACUAAUAAAUAUGUUAUUAUAUUUGUAUCAUGUGUAUCAAUAUGUAGUAAUAAUAGUAAUAAUAUAUAGUGUGAUCAUCAUACAUUCAGGUGUUGAUAUGUGAUCAAAUACUACUGGAGUCUCAAUGGCUGACAUGGCUGCAGGUUGCUCGAACGCGACUGUAAAGUCUCCAACCAUAAACUUACCUGACUGAGACUCGGGCUCAGAGCAGACAUGGCAGAGAAAGUGAAAUUCCUCUCCAUUUUUGCAAAGACAAAGUAUUCCUCUCUAGUCAUAUGCAUGUUUGUGUCACAGCUACGAUGGGUCCAUCUCUGACAACGGUCUCUCUCCAGAGCAUGUUGGUUCUUCCUAACUGUCUUGUCACAAGAGACACACUUUGCAGGCAUGGUUACCAUUUGAAUUGUGGUUGAACUGUUCAUCUUAUACAGCAUUCUGAGUCAUGAGACCAUUCACAACUAAUUAAAACGAUAAUCUUGUUUAGAUUAUUGACUGGUGUAAUUGUCACCAGUGACUCUGUUAAUACCUCUUGUAAUCAUUGACAGUACAGUGUCUGUCAAUCAACUGUCUGUCAAUUGGGAGAUAACCAAAUUAACAGUUGUAUGGUUGACAAAACUCAUGAAAUAAACCUUAACCACUCUGAGAUGUUUCAAAUAAGCAACAGAGACACUGAGAUGUUUAGAAUUAAAACUACUUCAACAGCAUGUAAUGAAUUUCUUUAAUCUUAAGUUUGGCCAUUUCUACUUUAUCUAUGGCCCUUUUGACAUUCCUGUUGCCCCUUUUGACUUUUCUUUGGCCCUUUUGACUUUUCCAGUUUGGGCCCCUUUGUCCUUUUUUACCUGUUCCCCACAAAACAAUCUUGUUGAAGAAAUGGGAGUUAUAAUUGCACUUGCCUCCAGACAAACAAGUGGUUGACAGAUGGAUAUUGGGAUGACACUUAACUAGGUGACGUGGUGUGCCCAUCAAAUCCUUCAUGUUGAAAGCUGUAACAGCACUGGUGUAAGCUGGCACUUAUGUUGUUUUUACCAUUUGUAAAACUGUUAGUUGUCUGUGAUCUUUAUCUUUAGUGUUAGCUUUUAUAUUUUUUUACCUUUUUAUAAAUGAAACAUUUGAUUUCCUUGUUACUGUUGAAACAUACUGGUGAUAUUGGUACUUCAUCUUACCCUGAUUGUACGUUUUUUUAUGAGUGACAUGGCAUGUUAGGUUUCUCAGCUGGUCAACAAUAUGCUAUGAGCACUGUUGCAGGUCAUUGUGAUGCAAAUGUCAUGAUGCCAAUAGAGUCAGAUUCUAUCAUGUUUUACGUAGUUGAUACAUGUUAGUGGACCUGGUUUUCAUGCCACUUGCAAUGCGGUCCUAUACAAUAAGCCGCUAACAUCUUUUGUGAUGAAGAUUUAUUAACAGCAUGAGCAUCAAUCUACACAAUGGGGAUACGAUGUCAACCAGGUCAGCGAGCCUGACCAACGGAGCAGAGAUCAUGAAGAUUGUGGUAGGACAUAAGCUGUCCACAUUUUCCGAAGGUGAAGUAGCGGGGUCGGAUCCAGGAUUUUGGAGAAGGAAGGGGCUGCACAUAAAUCAUGAAGGAGAGAGAGAGAAUAAUAUUUUAUACAUUGCAUCUACUAGAAGAUUUCCCAGUCAUUUGGAAAUGUUUCAAAUAUUCUAGUUUGAUUGCUUUUUCAGGCAAUCUUAAGCAUUACAUAACUUUUUAUUAUAGAAUAGACAUGGCUUUUAUGUUUGUAUUUAAAUAUUAUUGACACUGUGUACAUUGAAUUUUGAUAUUUGAUAUUUAUAUAUAUGUUUAUAACUAUAUUUAUAUUAAUUUAUAUAUUAAUGUUAUAAUAUUGCAUGCCAGACCUGAACUACUCUUAACAAGACAGACACAUGGACCUUGAAUAAGUAGGAACAGCUCAACAUUCCUUCGUAACAGUAAAUUUGAAAUUGCUUUGCAAGAGACCACCAAGGUAUUUUUAGGAUUUCACAUUUCCAAAAGUUUAUUCUGCACUGACAUUUUUGUGUAAUCCCUUUUGGAUCCCUGUUAAACAAUUCCAAUGUAUUUUGUCAAUCUUUUUGUAUUUAAGGUCAACAGUACUCUUGCAUCUAUACAAACAGUUAUGACAUUUUCUUUUCGUUCAUAAAAUUAAUUUGGUUUAAACUCAACCCCUUUACAAGAGUCUUCUAUGAGUGAUGUGUUAAUGUCAUUUGGGAACAGUGCAAAUAAAACAUGUGACAAGGUUUCUCCUUACCUUAAACCUGACUUACAUGUGUAGAAGAUCGUAAAAUAUUCAUUGCAAGAGAUACAUGUAAAUGUUAUGUUUGGGAUUACAGUUUCUCCCUCAAGUACAGAUUCUAAAGUAUAACAGAUGUGAAAGGUUUUCUUAAACAGCUCAGCAUGAAAAUUGGUCUGUUAUGUCCAGGCUCUUUUGGAUCCUCUAUCUUCUUAUGUAUUGGCUAAAUUACACCGGUUAACCAUUUUCUGAGAAGACACCAGUGUCAUGAAUGAUAUUAAAUGUGAACAUAAAUAUCCAUGAAUAUAUCAGCACUGGGUUAGUAAACAUCCAUUGAUGGUGUCAUCAAGCUUUGUUAUUUUACAGUAUCCAUUAUUCCCUAUUUGUUAUCGCUUUGUUGAGAACUGUGCUUCCUUCUGCAUUUAUGUUAUCAGGAUCAAAAUCACCUGACGAUUCCCCCUUCACUAGAUAUCCCAAACCAUACAACAUAUUGAGUAUUCAUCUGUUUUAUGGACAGAUUUUAUGUAAAGAUUCUUCAUGGCAACUGCUAUUUCCUACCUGUGAUACUAUUUCUGUUAUUAAAAUUCAUACCCUGGGAUACUAAUACAAUCAAAUUAUCUAGUUUUGUUUCCGCAAAACAUAGAAAUAAUAAUAUGAAAUAUAUUCCCUGAAUUCAGGGACAAACAGUCAAGUCUUCAGACCACACACAUUUAGAGACAAAAGUUUAAAAUCACAAUGUUAUUAUCAGGCAAGUUAGUGUCUAAUCCAAACCGUUCACCAUUUUGCUGAUCUGGGGUACGUUUCAUCAAUGAUCAUGUAGAUAAGGGACAAAUCAGGCCAUUCAAAACCUUUAAAACCGUUUUCAACUUGAAACCAAACUUUCUAACUUACACAGGCGUUGUUCAAACAGUUCUGUCGAAGCUAACAAUAACCAAAAUUAUACACUAUCCUACAAUCUCCCAUUUCAUAUAUACCAUCUGAACAAAUACAAUCAAGAUUUACAGUAUUUCUAUAAAACACUUAUUAAAAACACGUGAGAGAAGUAAUCACUUCACCAAAUGGGAGUACGACCUUGGACACGAUAUUAAGGAACGAGAUUGGAAGAGCAUCAAUUCUAUCCCAUUUAGAUGCACGAACGUAACUAAACUACAGUGGUUCGAAUAUCAAAUCAUGCAUCAUAUCUUGCCAAGGAAUUGUCGUCUCACUAAGCUAUGUUAGGUUGACAGUACAAAAUGCAGUUACUAUUCUAAAGAAAUGGAAGAUGUCAUACUUAUAUUCUGGGCAUGCAAAGAAAAUGUUCUUUUUUUGCUAUUUAUCGAAAAAUAACAAUGCUUUAAAGCUUGUCAUUAUCCUGUCAAAACGAAUCAUUUUCAACUUUAGAAACAUUCCAGUUCAUACAGAAGGAGUUCAAUGAAUUUUAUAAGUUAACAAAGUACAUUACUUCAAUAAGGUUUGUUCAAACCAGAGAGAAUAGAAGCUGUAGAUUAUCCCUGGUCAAACUGCCAUGCUCUAUUCCCUUGAAUAUAUUGUUAUGCAAAUGCUUAAGAUAAAUAAACAAAUUUUUUUUUAAAUCUUGCUGAUCUGUCUAGGGAAAAAAAUAUUAAUUAAGUCUGUAUUGCGUUCAUGAUAAUGCACUACAUUAACAGCAAAAGGCACAAAGCGACUGUCAUUCACUAUUCGCAGGUUCUUAUUUCGCAGAUGAUGCUCAUUUCCUGAAAAUGUGUCGGUGUGAUUGCCUGGUCACAACUGUCCUUACAGUUGCCUUGUUUAUCUUCAGUGUUACGUAUUUCCCGUGGCUGUCGUCGUAAUUUCCAAAACCAUUCUCAUAUUUUCACGCCUUGAAGUCAGCGUACAUAAAAUGGAAGUAACAAACACUUCCGAUAACAGACUUAUCAAUAAUUAUUCUUGUUUAUGUUCAUUUAUUUCCCUCUUUGUACUAUUUUACAUUUCUCUGCAUGAUAUAUAUCUAAAUGUGUGGCAAAGAUGGGCAGCUGUUUAAACAAAAUUAAUGCACGAUAGAGAAACACACAUUCAAUAUCUUCCUCCGAUUGACGAAUAAACAUUGAAGUGAA
Haliotis rubra (blacklip abalone) is the source of this 5668-nucleotide messenger RNA. RefSeq lists its product as uncharacterized. The record is from RefSeq and is a predicted model, not a curated record. The transcript is spliced from 6 exons. Bases 56 to 982 code for a protein of 308 amino acids. NCBI's taxonomy places the organism in Eukaryota, Metazoa, Mollusca, Gastropoda, Lepetellida, Haliotidae. Gene Ontology annotation, molecular function: protein binding.